UUUCCAACUUGGACUCUGGCCACAGUCAGACUGUCCUGCUUCUGUCCAGGGCGCUCGUUGCUAGACUGGUGUAAACAUGUCGGCUAAAGAUCAGAAAAGCCCUAACGUGGGGAGGAAGCGUCCGCGGAAUGAUGUGGGGAACAAAGUGACGGUUGUUCUCGGGGGACAGUGGGGCGAUGAAGGCAAGGGGAAAGUUGUCGAUCUGCUUGCAACUGAGUCAGACAUUGUGUGCAGAUGUCAGGGAGGCAACAAUGCGGGUCAUACUGUAGUGGUGGAGGGGAAGGAGUAUGAUUUCCAUCUCCUACCCAGCGGCAUCAUCAACUCCAAAGCCACCUCUUUUAUCGGAAAUGGAGUUGUCAUCCAUCUACCUGGAUUAUUUGAGGAAGGGGAUAAAAACGAGAAGAAAGGUCUCAAAGACUGGGAGAAGAGACUGGUGAUCUCAGAUAGGGCCCACAUAGUGUUUGACUUUCACCAGGCAGUGGACGGACUGCAGGAGGUACAGAGGAAAGCCCAGGAAGGGAAGAACAUAGGAACUACAAGAAAAGGAAUUGGACCGACCUACUCCAGCAAAGCCUCCCGCACCGGCCUUAGAAUCUGUGACCUGCUCGCCGACUUCAAAGAGUUUUCAGCCAGAUUCAAGUUGCUUGCGCAACAGUACCAAUCCAUGUUCCCUACUCUGGAAGUAGACAUCGAUGGUCAGCUAAAAAAACUUCAGGAGUUUGCCGAGCGGAUUCGACCCAUGGUGCGGGACGGUGUCUAUUUCAUGUACGAGGCCCUACACGGAGUCCCAAAGAAGAUCCUUGUGGAGGGGGCCAAUGCUGCCCUGCUUGACAUUGACUUUGGUACUUAUCCCUUUGUGACAUCAUCAAACUGCACCGUCGGCGGAGUGUGCACCGGGCUUGGCAUUCCUCCACAGAAUGUUGGGGAUGUUUAUGGCGUGGUCAAGGCCUACACCACACGCGUGGGGAUCGGCGCUUUUCCCACAGAACAGCUUAACGAAAUGGGGGAGCUGCUUCAGACCAGGGGUCAUGAGGUGGGGGUGACCACCGGGAGGAAGCGGCGCUGCGGUUGGCUGGACCUGGUCAUCCUUCGCUACGCCCACAUGAUCAACGGUUUCACAGCACUGGCCUUAACUAAACUUGAUAUCCUUGAUGUGAUGGAUGAGAUCAAAGUUGGAGUGGCGUACAAAAUCAACGGCAAACGAAUCCCAUACUUUCCAGCCAACAUGGAAAUUCUUCAGAAGGUGGAGGUGGAGUACGAGAAGCUCCCCGGGUGGAAGAGCGAUACCUCACCAUGCAGGAAGUGGGAGGACCUGCCACCCAAGGCCCAGAAUUACAUCCGCUUCGUUGAAAACCACGUCGGCGUUCCAAUCAAAUGGGUUGGAGUCGGAAAGUCCAGAGAAUGCAUGAUUCAGCUGUUCUAGGGAUUCCAAGAACCCCCAGUGCUUCAUGCAUCACCACUCUCCCUCUCCCUCUCUCUUUCCUAGUCCAUCCAUCCAUCCAUGGUGCUGCUCUGGAUGUAUUUGAUAUAGACUCCCUUUGUUGUUCCUGUAAAUUGUGAGAUUCUGUUUUGUUUUUGGUGAAGCAGAACAUAAAUGAAACGAAAGUGGAAAGAUGACCAUGGCGACUUUAUUUUGGUUCCUUCGGAAUACAUGCAAUACAUCUAGUGAUGUUCUCAUUUUUAGACCAAAACUACUGAAAGCAUAACAUGUUGGGCAAGCACUGUUUACUGAUACCCAACUUGUUGUCUGAUGUCAUGCCCCAUUCAGAGCUAUUUGCAUGUGUUAUCUUUGAGUUACUGCAAAUAUCUCAUACAGAUUCAAGGAUACAUACUUAACAUUGCACAUGGAUUGCUGUAUGUGCAUGUAAAUGCAAUAACUCCGAGGGUAAACAAUGUCUGACCAUCUUUUUCUAUGCUAUACUGCACAUUUUAUGUCUGAAUCAUGCUAUUUGGCCAUGUGUGCAUAUUGUUUUCCGAAAAUAAUGCCAUAGUUUCAUACGACUAUUUGUCAAGAAUUUAAUUGGCCUAAUGUGUUGCGACAUUUCGCAAAUUGCGAAUUUAUUAAUUUCCCCUGUCUUGCAUAACACAUGUUUUAAGACUUGAAAACCCCAUGGCCAGUAUUUAUGCUCAUUCAUUUACAUGAAUGUGACCUACAAUUUUUCUUUACACCUUGAUAAUCUUGUAAUAACUUUAUGCUGUUUUUGAGUAUCUGUUACGGCUUGAAUACCUUUGGUCAAUCUGGCAUUUUAAUCACAGUUCAAUUGUGCAGUGUGAAGACUUAUGCUGAGAGGAGAACGUAGCAGAUUCAUGUUUCCUCCUUCGAGAGUAAAUCCUUGCACUUGCACUGCAGAAACUUCCAAUCUAAUAAAAUCUAACCAAGUGUUAAUUAAUCUUCAGCGCUAUCUCGUGAAAUCGUUUGAUUUUGGAUUUUGGCUGCCAGUGCGGUGAGCAAAUUUGUCUUGAUAAGAUUCCUUGAAAUAAGUCAAACUUGUAUUAAAUUAAAUCAAAGGGAUGUUUUGAGAGGGCCAGCUAUGUCUCUUUAUACUAAAAACAAUAGCAAAUAGAUGUUUUGAUCUUAAUAUAAGAUGACAAAAACUUGGUUAGAUUUCUUUUUUUUUUUUUGCAGUGCAUGUGACAGCCUGGCACUAUGCGGAUGUGUCACAGAGCUUUACUGUACACCAUCAAACCUGUCUAGUGGGGUAUUUCCACCAGUGGGGAAGUGUACAUUUAGGCCUAUUUCAGCCUGUAAUCUUCCUCGUCAGAGUUUCCACUUUUUACUGUAUAACACAGGUGCAGUAAAGAGAAAGUGGAAGUCAGCAAAUAAACCUGAUGCACACCA
Messenger RNA from Sardina pilchardus (European sardine), 2839 nucleotides. RefSeq names its product adenylosuccinate synthetase isozyme 1 B. Lineage: Eukaryota; Metazoa; Chordata; Actinopteri; Clupeiformes; Clupeidae. Gene Ontology annotation, molecular function: GTP binding; adenylosuccinate synthase activity. Gene Ontology annotation, cellular component: cytoplasm. The transcript is spliced from 13 exons. Gene Ontology annotation, biological process: IMP metabolic process; 'de novo' AMP biosynthetic process. The coding region runs from base 77 to 1423 and encodes 448 amino acids. The record is from RefSeq and is a predicted model, not a curated record.